This is a messenger RNA of Photinus pyralis (common eastern firefly), 2711 nucleotides long. RefSeq names its product glucose dehydrogenase [FAD, quinone]. The coding region runs from base 593 to 2464 and encodes 623 amino acids. NCBI's taxonomy places the organism in Eukaryota, Metazoa, Arthropoda, Insecta, Coleoptera, Lampyridae. The transcript has 4 exons. Gene Ontology annotation, molecular function: oxidoreductase activity, acting on CH-OH group of donors; flavin adenine dinucleotide binding. The record is from RefSeq and is a predicted model, not a curated record.
ACGAGCUCUCAGUCUUGAGACUUUCUCGGUGAAACCAACAGCGGUACCUAUACGAGAUCUGCGCGCGAAUUUCACCUUUCACGGAUCGGAAUACGGGAUUUGGUUUUUACUUUUUUUUUCCUUUACGUUUUGGCGCGUCCGAAAAUAAAAGUGAAGUUCUCUCGAGAGAAGAUGGCACGUCGAAAAGGAUGGGGGCCGUUUUUCAAAAAUCAGUUCCAUCAUUAACAUGGGCAAAUUUGGUUUCAACCCAACGAAGUUAAUACACUGGCACAACCUCCCCGAAAAAUACAAGACGGAACACAAGAAGCGAACGACGGACGUAGUCGUCGAGACCCAACAGAAGUACAGCACCGCACCGAUUUUACCCAAGGAGAAGUUUUCGAGAAAUGAAUUUUUCACCUGCACGAUCUGCAAUUGGAGCAACAAGCCGACGAACUCGCAGCACGACUACAUGAAGCAGCACCUGUACAUUAAGUGCUGCGUCGACAAGGAGAAGGCGUCGUGGAAGUUUCAGGCGCAAAAGGUCUCCAUCAGGAAUUACACCCCGAAGACGAUCAAUCAGGAGAUGAAUUUGGGCAUGUGGAUGUGAGAGAUGGCCGCCAUAGUUGGAACGAUAGCGCACAUCGCCGGUCUCGCCACGUCGAUUGGAGGCAACCCGCUGACGCUGGUAGGCUUACUCCCGGUAGUCGCCAUUGGCCUCACGUAUAUGAGAUAUACCUCGGUCGAUCCCGAGUCGCAUCCGAUCGACGCCAGAUACGUGCGUCCAGAGUACGAUUUUGUGGUCAUAGGGGCAGGAUCGGCUGGGGCAGUCGUCGCGUCGCGACUGUCGGAGGUGGCCAACUGGACCGUGCUCCUCUUGGAGAUGGGAGGUGACGAGAACGAAAUUUCCGACAUACCCGCGCUGGCCGGCUACGCGCAGAUGUCCGAGUUCGACUGGAUGUACCAGACGUCGCCGCCGGGCGAUUCGAAGUAUUGCCUCGCGAUGAUCGGCGACCGCUGCAAUUGGCCGCGGGGAAAGGUGCUGGGAGGAUCGAGUACUAUCAACGCGAUGGUCUACGUGCGAGGCAACCGACGCGAUUACGACGACUGGGAGGCGCAGGGUAAUCCAGGUUGGUCGUACGAGGACGUCUUGCCCUACUUUUUGAAAUCGGAAGACAAUCGGAACCCUUACCUGGCGAAGACCAAGUACCACAACACUGGUGGUUAUCUGACCGUGCAGGAAGCGCCUUGGCGAACUCCCCUGGCGAUCUCCUUCUUGCAAGGCGGCAGGGAGUUGGGUUACGAGGUGCGCGAUUGCAAUGGUGAGAAACAGACAGGGUUCAUGAUCGCCCAGGGCACCAUACGAAGAGGGUCUAGGUGCUCGACUUCCAAGGCGUUUCUACGCCCGGCGAGGUUGCGCCCAAAUUUACACAUCGCCAUGAACUCACGAGUGACAAAAAUUCUAAUUGAUGGACUUACGAAGCGGGCUUAUGCGGUAAGGUACGUGCGCAACAAUCAGCCGCGAACAGUUCGCGCCAGAAAGGAAGUGAUACUCUCGGCGGGCGCGCUGAGUACCCCCCAAAUUCUGAUGCUCUCCGGCGUCGGCCCACAGGAACACCUGGAAAGUUUCGGGAUUCCGGUUUUGAGCAACCUCCGAGUAGGGGACAACCUGCAGGACCACGUAGGUCUAGGGGGCUACACGUUCAUAAUCGACCAACCCAUCAGCUUCAACAAACAGCGCUACCAAAGGCUCGACGUCGCAAUGGAGUACAUCCUCAACGAGAGAGGCCCGCUGACAUCCUUCGGCAUCGAGGGCGUCGCCUUCGUCAACACCAAAUACGCGCCGAAAUCGGGCGACUGGCCCGACAUCCAGUUCCAUUUCGCCGGAAGCAGCGUGAACAGCGACGGCUCGCAGGUGAAGAAAAUCACGGGUCUACGCGACAGCGUAUACAACACCGUCUACAAGCCCCUCAUCAACGUGGACACCUGGACCAUACUUCCCCUACUGCUCCGGCCCAAAAGCAGAGGAUGGGUGCGGCUCAAAUCCAAAGACCCGACCACCCACGUCGACAUCAACCCCAACUACUUCACCCACCGCGAGGACAUCGACACCCUCAUCGCCGGAAUACGCAUCGGACUCAACCUCUCCGACACGCCGGCCUUCCAAAGGUUCCACUCCAAGUGCCACCGCACCCCGUUCCCGGGCUGCCGCCAGUACCCCUUCGACACCGACGAAUACUGGGAGUGCAGCAUUCGCCAUUUCACCUUCACAAUCUACCACCCGACCUCGACGGCGAAAAUGGGCCCCCCAAGCGAUCCGGCGGCGGUCGUCGAUCACCGCCUGCGCGUCUACGGCGUAAAAAACCUGCGCGUCGUCGACGCCUCGAUCAUGCCGACGAUCAUCAGCGGCAACACGAACGCCCCCACGAUCAUGAUCGGCGAAAAGGGCGCCGACUUGAUCAAGGAAGAUUGGACGGGUAGAUAGCGCGCCAUAAAAAAAGAACACUUUCGCUCAGUGAUUACGCUAGUCAAAUAUUUUGUAACGUACAACGCAUUGUUGCAUAUGUUUAAGUAAAAGUGUUUAUGUAAAUUACGAAAGGAUAGUGAAAACAUACGAACGUGAUGCGGCCAUUCGAGGUCAGUGUCAAUGGCCGCUUUCUCCGACGUUUUUUCAGGUGUAAAGCAGUUGAAAUGGCUUACCUGUAAAGACAAAAACUUAUUAAUUAUUUAAG